ACGCUGCAUCAAAUAUCAGACGAAGCAUCAAGUAAACUCAUUAGCAGUCAAAAGAAGUUGAAAAUGAAAUUGAAUUUGAUCGUGGCGAUGGCUUCUAAUAUGGGGAUUGGGUUUAAGGGAACAAUUCCGUGGCGGUUGAAAAAGGACAUGUCAUUGUUUGCAAAGUUGACAAAAUGGACAAAAGACAAUAACAAAAGAAAUGCAGUUAUUAUGGGGAGGCGAACAUGGGAAUCAAUUCCAGAAAGAAAUCGGCCGCUUCCCAACAGACUCAACAUUGUUUUGUCAGAAUCUCAGCAACAGAUUGACAAUACCUUAACAUGUAAAAGCCUGGAAUCUGCAUUACAGCUUCUUCAGGAACCUCUCUAUCUCAAACAAAUUGAAAAUAUCUGGAUAAUAGGAGGGGCCUCUGUGUAUAAAGAAGCAAUGGAUCACCAAUCUUGCCAUCGUAUAUAUGUAACACAUAUAUUGGAGAAUUUCGAGUGUGAUGUGUUUAUGCCAGCAAUAGAUCCAAGAAAAUUUCGAUUAGUGAGUGAUCCCAUGGUACCUCAAGAUACAGAAGAAGAAAACGGUAUUGCUUUCAAGGUGAAAGUUUACGAGAAAGUUUAAACGCCUCUGAAUAUCUAUUUCCUGAAAUUUAAAAAAAUGCGCCAUUCCUUUCCCCCGUUGUCAGCUUGGCGAUAGGGAUAAAAUAAAAACUCAUUUAUUUUGAAA
Messenger RNA from Daphnia carinata, 711 nucleotides. RefSeq names its product dihydrofolate reductase-like. The record is from RefSeq and is a predicted model, not a curated record. Gene Ontology annotation, biological process: folic acid metabolic process; tetrahydrofolate biosynthetic process; dihydrofolate metabolic process. Gene Ontology annotation, molecular function: NADP binding; dihydrofolate reductase activity. Lineage: Eukaryota; Metazoa; Arthropoda; Branchiopoda; Diplostraca; Daphniidae. Gene Ontology annotation, cellular component: mitochondrion. The coding region runs from base 64 to 606 and encodes 180 amino acids. The transcript is spliced from 5 exons.